Molecule: messenger RNA, 1485 nt
Organism: Falco peregrinus (peregrine falcon)
Lineage: Eukaryota; Metazoa; Chordata; Aves; Falconiformes; Falconidae
Product: ribosome-binding protein 1-like
Exons: 5
Coding region: 1-936 (311 amino acids)
Biological process (GO): protein transport
Cellular component (GO): endoplasmic reticulum membrane
Source: RefSeq, a predicted model, not a curated record
AUGGAUGUCUGUGACCCUCAGAUGCCGAAUGUCGUGCUCUUUGGAGGUCUGAUGGUGGUAUCAGCCAUCGGGAUCUUCCUGGUGUUCACCUUCAUGGAGAAGGUCCUCCGUCCUUCUGAGGAAGCCUUGGCCAAGCAAGGCAAAGGGCUUAAGAAGACUCAGCAGAAGGAAAAAGAGAAAAAGAAGAAAGAGGAAGCUGUUGAGAAAAAAGGAAAAGGAAAGAAAAAUCAAGAGAAACCUAAUGGACAGGUCCCAGAGGCGCACCAAAGUGCUCCAAUGGUCAGCUCUGUCACCAUAAAGAAAAGCAAUGUUCUUCCAGCCCAUGAGGAGCAGAAGCAUAAUGGACCUGUCAAGAAGGUGGCUGCAUCCAAGAAGAAGAGCGAGCCAGCACCUGCGGACUCGGAUGGGCCCCUCCACCUGCCCUACAAGACGCUCGUGUCCACGGUCAGCAGCACGGUGUUCGGCGAGGGGGAGGCCCAGCGGCUCAUCGAGAUCCUGACGGAGAAAGCGGGCAUCGUCCAGGACACCUGGCACGCGGCCAAGCAGAAGGGUGACCCUGUCACUGUCCUGAAACGCCAGCUGGAGGAGAAGGAGAAGCAGCUCGCCACCAAGCAGGAGGCUGCAGCCGCUGCCAGAAACAAGGUGGAGGAGCUGAGCCAGGAGCUGGCGGCCGAGCGGGCCAAGGCGACGGCCGUGGAGGGCAAGCUGAAGGAGCAGCUGCUGGCCCGCGAGCAGGAGAUGGCAGCGGUGCAGGCACGCGUGCAGGCCAGCUACCAGGACCAUGUCAGCGAAACGCAGCAGCUGCAGGGCAAGAUCCGCACCCUGCAGGAGCAGCUGGAGAAUGGCCCCGACACGCAGCUGGCUCGCCUGCAGCAGGAGAACUCCAUCCUGAGCGAUGCCUUCUGCCAGAUCAGAAGUCAGAUGGAGAGCAAGUAAGACUAGGGGUGGGGGUGGGGGCAGAGCCUGGGGCCGCCCUCUGGCAAGCCCUGGGGGGGGCUGUCCAUCAUGAUUGGCCACCCCCUUUCUGGAGGGUGCUUCUACAGACGCCCCAGCUAGCUGGAGGUAGAGGAGGGAGUGAGGAAGAGAUUGCCAAAUGGCUUCUGUGGGCCUGGCAGGGGAAACAAGGAUGCUUUUCCCAAGUGGAAGGGCAGGGGAAGCCCUCUCUGCUUUGGAGUCACCUGUGCUGAUGCUAGCGGAGGGGGCAGAGGGGACCAGAAGGCACUGCAGCAUUUCUCCACACUUCGGAGAGCUUGUGCUCACCAACUUCAGAAGAAAGGUCGCUGGCUCUUUGAUGGGAGCGGUGCUGCAGAGAAGCGAGACCUGCCUGGUGCAUACAGAACAACCAGGAGCUAGGGAGAAGAAUUUGGCGCUCCUUUUUGUAGAAAGUCUGAAAUGGCUGGUGAUUAACAGUGGUCAGUUAAUUACAGAGCAGACGCCAGCUGCUUAGAGUGCUUUCUCCUGUGUCUGGGAACACAGAUCCUUGCG